AUGUCGAAGGCUUUGAUUCGUAAGGCAAAAAAUGUCGUGAAUGGGUACUCUUCUAUGCAAGUUUUGGUGCGUGAAGCGACUUCAAAUGACCCUAACGGCCCCUCAUUAGAUUUGAUGGAUGAAAUUUCGGAGCGAUCCUACGACAGCGUGGAGUUCUUUGAGCUGAUGGAUAUGCUAGACAAGCGAUUGAACGAUAAGGGUAAAAACUGGCGCCAUGUGGCUAAAUCGUUGACGGUGCUAGAUUAUUUGGUGAGGUCAGGCUCCGAGAAUUGUGUUUUGUGGUGUAAAGAAAACCUGUAUGUGAUUAAGACACUUCGGGAAUUUAUGCACGAGGACGAGCUUGGGAAUGAUCAAGGUCAGAUUGUGCGUGUCAAGGCAAAGGAGCUGACUUCACUGCUUCUGGACGAAGAGCGCCUGCGUGAAGAACGCGAAAUGCGCCGGAAGAAGAGAAAGAGCAGACGCCGCAGAGACCCAGAUACGUUCGACGAUGAUUUGCAGCGCGCGCUCGAAGAAAGCAGGCUCACUGCCGAACAGGAGGAACAAGAACGCAGAAUGCGCAUGGGGGAGAUGGCCGAUGAUGAGGACGACCUACAAACCGCAUUACAGCUCAGCAAAGAGGAGGAAGAGUUGCGCAGACUCAGAGAGCUGCAACAGCAGCAACAAUUGCAGCAGGCGCAGGCGCAAAUGUUCCCACAACAGCAGCAAGCUAUGUAUUACGAUAUCUUUGGAAACCCCAUCUCUGCUGAAGAAUACAUGCAGUAUCAGCAGCAGCUUGCGGAGCAGCAGUAUCAGCAGCAGCAAUAUCAACAAUUAGCCCAACAGCAAGCCCUUGCUGCACAACAGCAGUAUUUGGCAGAACAACAAGCUCUUGCCCAGCAACAGGCCUUCGCCCAGCAACAGUAUAUGCAGCAGCAGUUUACUCAACAACCUUUGGCCACUGGCUCCAAUAAUCCAUUCGCAUUGGGUUCUCAGGGCAAAACUGGAAACGCAGCUCCUAAGCCUGCCGCUACCAGCCCAGCUAUCUCUGCCCCUGCUCCUGCUCCUGCUCCUGCCGUCUCAUCUCCUCAGAAGCCCUUAACACAAACGAGAACCGGUAAUCAAUCCAUCACAGAUAAGUACAGCGCUCUCAAUACCCUCCUAGCAACUGGUACUGGUAUUGACACCUUUGGUAACACUGGUGAUACGCGUGUUCCAGCACAACACACAAAGACAGGUAAUUUCAUCAAUUCUCAAGGUACAGGUUACAGACAAGUUGGUGACCAACCAAAGCAUAAUCCCUUCUUGGGCACACAGUACACUGGUCUACCCAGCUCUAGUAUCGUUCCUUCCUACACAGGUUAUGGAUUCGGUAAUCAAGGUGGACAGACGCAGCAGAGCAAUAACCAGCAAAAUAACGCCGAUCAGGGUUUUAGUUUGAUCGAUCUAUAA
Messenger RNA from Lachancea fermentati, 1428 nucleotides. The record is from the annotation of a GenBank genome assembly. NCBI's taxonomy places the organism in Eukaryota, Fungi, Ascomycota, Saccharomycetes, Saccharomycetales, Saccharomycetaceae.